UAGUGUAAGUUGUGUGCUUUUAGGAGGCUGCAUCUGCAUUGCAGAUAAACUGUAGAAAGGACGGGAAGAUAAGUUACUAUGCAUAACAAAUGCGAGUUGUUUCCGAUCCCUCGAAGCAAUACAAGGAGGCAACAGGAUCCUCUUAAACAUUCCCUGUAUCUGUCAUCCGGAAUCACCUACUGAGAAACGCUGGUGUAAAUGACUACUGCUACCUCCCAGACCCAGAUAACCUGCUCAAUCAGCUGCAGCCCCCUGUGGACAGCUGUCUCUCUCGACUGAUGGAAAACUGUCACUAUCUGCUGAAUAGAGGAGAGAGAGGAGCAACACCAACAACAGAAGAAGCAGGAAUCAGCAGCGGCAGCAGCAGUGACGGCUAAGGGAUCUAUUGUUCCCUUGUGUUAGGCAGUUUUUUAUUCUUCUCAACUGACAAUCCGCACCAGAAGCUGAGAGAGGUGACUUCCGACACCAUUCAUGAAGGAAUACUAAUCCCACCCGCUCUCCCAGAAAAAGAAAUAUACUUUUCCGCAAAGGUUUUCCCAUUUAUCUGGUGGAUUAAAGCAUCCAGCUUGAGGUAUGGGGCUGAGAGGGAGAGGUACAGUCUUAGUUAGUGGUCCAAAGGGGACUGCUCCAUCAGCCCAUUGCGUGUGGAUGGUUAUGCUCCUGUUUGGAAUCUGGGGUGCUCAAGCACAGACUGAAAGAGACACUAAAUCUACAUAUGUCUGGAAGACAGGUCCCUGGGGAAGAUGCAUGGGGAGUGAAUGUGGCCUGGGGGGCAGCCAAAGCAGGGCAGUAUGGUGUGCCCACAUAGAAGGAUGGACAACUUUACAUACAAACUGUCUGCAGACCGAAAGACCUGACAACCAGCAAAGUUGUUUUAGGGUAUGUGACUGGCACAAGGAGUUAUAUGAUUGGCAGCUGGGGGACUGGGAUCAAUGCCAACCAGUGGCAUUAAGGAACUCGGGAUCAUAUAAGCGUCCAGAGUGCACAAAAGGAGAGGAGGGGCUUCAGAUCAGGGAGGUGUCCUGUGUCCAAAAAUCCAAUGGAGCACCUGCUGAGGGUGUGAUUUGUGAAUACUUUGAACCAAAACCUCGUCUUGAGCAGGCUUGUCUCAUCCCUUGCCCACAGGACUGUGUUGUCUCUGAGUUCUCCUCAUGGUCCAAGUGCUCUAAGACAUGCGGCAGAGGGUUAGAACAUCGAAUUCGUAGAGUCUUGGCCCCCCCACUUUUUGGGGGUUCAGCUUGUCCCAACCUGACAGAAUUCCAGCCCUGUCAAUUCAGUGCCUGCGAGUCAGAGGAGAGUAUGUACAGCUUGAAAGUGGGUCCCUGGAGCAGCUGCUCUUUGCCCCACUCAAGACAGGCACGGCAGGCUGGGAAGCGAAGGAAGAAUAAAGGCAAGGAGAAGGGGGUUAAGGACCCGGAGACAAGAGAGCUCAUCAAGAAAAAGAGAAACCGAAACCGGCAAAACAGGCAAGACAGCAAGUUCUGGGACCUGCAGAUUGGAUACCAGACACGACAGGUUACCUGCACACAUAAAAAUGGGAAACCUGCUGAUCUGAACCUCUGCACUCAAGAAAAACUUCCAGUCACCUUUCAGUCCUGUAUCAUCACCAAGGAUUGUGAAGUGACCGAGUGGUCUGAAUGGGGUCCUUGUUCCAAGGACUGCUAUGACUUGAACACCCCCAAGGGUGUCCGGACCAGAAGAAGAAGCAUAAAGCAGUUUCCUGUGGGCGGUGGUGCAGAGUGCCCAGAACUGGAGGAACAAGAACAGUGUGCCCCUCAAGGAGAUGGUGUCCCACCUUGUGCUUCGUAUGCAUGGAGAACUACAGAGUGGAGUGAAUGCCGUGUGGACACUUUACUCAGUCAGCAGGAUCGAAGAAGAGGGAAUCAAACAGGCCUUUGUGGAGGAGGAGUACAAACUAGAGAAGUGUACUGUGUCCAAGGGAAUGAAGAUCUUCUCUCCUACCUGAACACACUUAAAGAAAAAGAAGAAAGUCAGUCUGAAAGCAAGCAGAAACCUAGUGUUGCACCACUUCUGUCAAUCACUUUUGAAAUAACAGCAUCCAGACCUGUGGACACUGAGCUGUGUACAGGCCCUGUACAAAAUACCACCAAGCUGUGCCACAUUGUCUGCCCCAUAGAAUGUGAAGUAUCAUCGUGGACAGCUUGGGGGCCCUGCACUUAUGAAAACUGUGAAGACCAAGUGGGGAAAAAAGGUUUUAAAUUGAGGAAAAGGUGGAUCGUAAACGAGCCUAGAGGAGGAACUGGAAACUGUCCCCAUCUCACUGAAGCAAUACCGUGUGACGAGCCGACGUGCUACGAUUGGCAGCUGGUUAAACUCGGAGAGUGCUUACCUGACAAUGAGAAGAAGUGUGGUCCUGGCACACAGACUCCACAAGUGGAAUGUGUCAACAGUGACGGAGAGGAGGUUGACAGACAGCUGUGUGGAGAUGCUAUCUAUCCCACUCCUAUUGUCUGUGAAGUCCCAUGCCCAAAGGACUGUCUGCUCAGCACAUGGUCAAAAUGGUCCUCAUGCUCUCACACCUGCUCAGGAAAAACCACUGAAGGGAAACAGACACGGGCACGCUCUAUUUUGGCAUAUGCAGGUGAAGGGGGAGUUCAGUGCCCGAAUAGCAGUACUCUCCAGGAAGUGCGUGGCUGUAAUGACCACCCCUGUACUGUCUAUCACUGGCAAACUGGGACCUGGGGCCAGUGCAUAGAGGACCCAUCAGUAUCAACUAUUAAUUCUACCACCAGCCGAAGCGGUGAGUCGACCUGCUCAGUUGGAAUGCAGACAAGGAAGGUCAUCUGUGUGAGGGUCAACGUGGGACAGGUGCCACCAAAGAAGUGCCCUGAGAGUCUUCGGCCUGAGACAGUGAGGCCUUGUCUGUUGCCAUGCAAGAAGGAUUGUAUUGUAACACCUUAUAGUGACUGGACUCCCUGCCCAUCAUCAUGUCAAGAAGGGGAUCGUUCAACAAAGAAACAGUCCCGUCAUCGUGUCAUCAUCCAGCUGCCAGCAAAUGGUGGCCAGGAUUGCCCUGAAGUACUGUAUGAGGAGAAGAAAUGUGAGACAUCCGUGUGUCCUGGUUUCAGAUGGAAGACCCAUAAAUGGCGUCGCUGUCAGUUAGUGCCAUGGUAUGUACGUCAAGACAGUCCUGGAACUCAUGAGACAUGUGGACCAGGACUACAAACAAGAGCAAUAUCCUGUCGCAAGCAAGAUGGUGGACAGAGUGACAUUGGCGAGUGCUUGAAGAAUGCCGGAUCUAUGCCUUCUAUAACUCAACCAUGCCAACUGCCUUGCCAGAAUGACUGCCAAUUAACCAACUGGUCUAAGUUCUCUUCUUGUAGUGCAGACUGUGCAGGAGUUAGAACCAGAAAACGAGCACUUGUUGGGAAAAGCAAGAAGAGAGAGCAAUGCAGAAACAACCAAAUGUUCCCCCUCACUGAGACCCAGUACUGCCCUUGUGACAAGUACAACGCCCAGCCGGUGGGGAACUGGUCUGACUGCAUUCUGCCAGAUGGGAAGGUGGAGGUUAUCCUGGGAAUGAAGGUCCUGGGGGACAUCAAGGAGUGUGGACAGGGCUAUCGCAGCCAGGCCAUGGUCUGCUAUGAUCAGAACAACCGCAUCGUGGAAACCUCUCGGUGUAACAGCCACGGCUACAUUGAAGAGGCCUGUAUCAUCCCCUGCCCCUCGGACUGUAAACUUAGCGAAUGGUCCAACUGGUCACGCUGCAGUAAGUCUUGUGGAAGUGGUGUCAAAGUACGCUCUAAAUGGCUCCGUGAAAAACCUUAUAAUGGAGGAAGACCAUGCCCUAAACUGGACCACGUCAACCAGGCCCAGGUGUAUGAAGUGGUCCCAUGCCAUAGUGACUGCAGUCAGUAUGUCUGGGCAGCUGAACCAUGGAGUGUGUGGAGAGUGAGCUAUGUUGAUCUGAAGGAGAACUGUGGAGAAGGUGUACAGACAAGGAAAGUCAGAUGUAUGCAAAACACCAUAGAUGGGCCCUCAGAUCCAGUAGAAGAUUAUCUCUGUGACCCUGAAGACAUGCCUCUAGGUGCCAGAGAGAGCAAGCUGCCUUGUCCUGAAGACUGUGUUUUAUCUGACUGGGCACCAUGGAGUCGAUGUCCUUUGCCCUGUAGUGGAAAUAGCACUCGUGAACGAUCUGCAUAUCCCAUAAGGCAGCCUGGAGAAGGAAAAGACUGUCCCAGUUUCACAGAAACCGAGGCAUGCAGUCUAAACAAGAACUGCUACCACUACACAUACAAUGUCACAGACUGGAGUACAUGUCAGCUGAGUGAGAAAGCUGUCUGCGGCAAUGGCAUUAAAACACGGAUGUUAGACUGUGUUCGAAGUGAUGGCAAGUCUGUCGAUCUCAAGUACUGCAAAGAGCUUGGUUUGCAGACAAACUGGCAAAUGAACAUGUCCUGUGUUGUGGAAUGUCCCGUGAACUGCCAGCUGUCUGACUGGGCUGCCUGGUCAGAAUGCUCUGAGUCCUGUGGCCUGUUAGGGAAAAUGUGGCGUAAGAGAACUGUGAUUCAGCCUUCUCAAGGGGACGGCAGGCCGUGUCCUUCACAGAUGGAGCAGUGGAAACCCUGUCCAGUCAAACCCUGCUACAGAUGGCAGUAUAGUCGGUGGUCUGAAUGCAAAGUUGAGGAUGCUCAGUGUGGAGAAGGUGUGAGGUUCCGGAACAUCUCAUGUUUUGUGUUUGAUGGUUCCAAGGAAGAUAAUGGAAGCACAGUAGAUGAGGAGCUUUGUGAAAAGGUGGAGCCUUCUAUAGAUGGAGACAAAGACAUUAUGCUCGAAGAGAUUUGUGCUGUCCCAUGUCCAGGUGAUUGCUACUUGACCGACUGGACAGAAUGGAGCCCCUGCCAGCUCAGCUGUGUAAAUGGAGAAGUCCUGGAUUUUGGUGCAGUUCAGGUUCGUUCCAGGGCAGUAAUAGCUCAAGAGCAGGAUAAUCAACAGCAGUGUCCAGAACAAAUGUGGGAAUCCCGGCCUUGUGCGGACGGCGAGUGCUAUGAAUACAAGUGGAUGACCAGCUCCUGGAGAGGGUCUUCCCGUUCAGUUUGGUGCCAGCGGUCUGAUGGAUUAAACGUAACAGGUGGCUGUCCUUUAACAAGCCAGCCUGUGUCUGACAGGUCCUGUGAUCCACCUUGCAAUAAACCUCAAUCCUACUGCACUGAGCUUGGAGUUUGUGGCUGUGAGGUAGGUUUUACUGAAGUGAUGACAUCAGAUGGCAUGCUUGAUCAGUGUACCCUGAUUCCAGUACUUGAAAUGCCAACAGUGGGGGACAAAAAGGCAGAUGUAAAGACAAGCCGAGCUAUCAAUCCCACCCAACCGUCCACCAACCAGCCAGGACCUGGAGGUAGAACCUGGUUCUUGCAGCCAUUUGGACAAGAUGGGAAACUGAAGACAUGGGUUUAUGGUGUAGCUGCUGGAGCAUUUGUGCUACUCAUCUUUAUAGUCUCUAUGAUUUAUCUAGCUUGCAAAAAGCCAAAGAAACCCCAGAGAAGGCAAAACAACAGACUGAAACCUUUGACAUUGGCUUACGACGGUGAUGCUGACAUGUAGGCUUCUCAGCAAACACAUGAUCUACAGAGUGAAAACCCAGUGUGUCUGCUACAGCACUGCUGUGUCAAGACAUGCCCCGUCCUGACUGGAUUUGAAAGCUCUGUGGAAUUAUCCAUGCAGGUCUUUGGAAAGCAUGUAAACUAACAAAAAAAAAUGACCUGACUAGAAUGAAUGUUCAAAAGAACCAUUAUACAAGUGCACAGUUUGAAGAAAAUCCACAUUCAGCAGUAGCCUGUUAUAAAAAAACAUUAUAACAAAAAAAACAAAGCAUUUUGUUUUUUGCUCUUUUUUUAGCUGCACAAAAGCCUUCACAAUCUUUACAGACUAAAAUAAAACGGCCUUUGCUGUACAGCUGUGUAUUCUAUGUAUACUGUGCUUUCUACACAAAGGUUACUGCAGCAGAGUAAUAGGCAUGCUCACACUGGAUUGUAUAAAAUACUCACAUGUUGCCAAGAGCUACUGCACUGACACAAAAUGCCUAGUUGGAGGACUCCAUUUCUUCCAUUGCAGCUCCAACACAUUUCCACAACCCUACCUUAUAAAAUUCCAAGACACAUUUUCAAUUUGGAUGUUUCCCUGCAGCUUGUGUUUCUUUGGCAGAUAUACUGGUAGCUAUCUACAACUAAUCAACAUUCAUUUAUACCAUCUUAAAUCUAUUGGACUCCUGCCUGCAACCUUUUGCUACAUUUCAGGCACAUUUUUGCACUAUAUUAGUGCAGCAUGAUAUUCACUUACAUCUAGUAUUGCCAUAGAAAACUGCCUCCUUCAAUGCAGGGUGACGUAGCGUCUUGUGCUAGAUGUUUAAAAGACAUUUCCCAGAAGGAGCAAACCAAUGUGUAUCUGUUAAUUUAAGAGUUCAGUUCUGUAAUGUGACAUAAAAAAAAUCAGUGGAUAUGUGUACAUAAUCGUUCUUGUCACAACAGCAAUUUUGUAAAACCAGUAACCUUUGUGGUCUGUACAGUUUCAGUAUUAUAAGUGUCUACUUUUCUGCCCAACUAACUUUAAAUGCGUAAUUUCCGCAAUGGUUUCUAAUACUGUGAUUUUGAAGGCUGUUUACAACUUGUUGUUUUAUAUUUGUUUUCUAUGAUGCUGAAAUAUUUAAUUAGUUUGCGUGUGUUAACUGAUUCCACAUUUAGAUGAUGUUGUGUGCUAAGGGAUCAAGACAUGUUAAGUAACUAAAGCAACCUAAUCACUGCUGCACAAGUGUAGAUUUCCUUACUUCAUAUAAAGAUCAUUAGCAUCUGCCCUAUCUGGCACAGAACAAGAAAACAUUGUAGACAUACAAAGUUUGUGGGGCUUACAAACCACCAUUGCAUUGUAGACAAAUGCCCAUUGUAAUUGCUUUUUAAGUAACAAAUGCCUAUCACACCUGUAGAUACUGAGCCUUAUUACUGUGUAAACUUAAAAUUCAUUUAGAAGAAGAAACCAAUUAUAUCUGCUGCAGGUUGGUAUAAGGACAUAUAACAGUCUUCUACAGGGGAGCUUUUUUCAGAAAAUGAGCAAUAUCAAUGUUGAAACUUAGCAGAACAUUUUGGACAGCAAAGAGGUAUCACACAUUGAGAAUCAUUAUCAUUUUAUAUCCUACAAAAACAUAUAAAGUGAGGACAAAAAAAUAACAAUUCUGUCAACAUUAUAUAUAUAUAUAUAUAUAUAUAUAUAUAUAUAUAUAUAUAUAUAUAUAGUCACCUCCAAAAUUAUUGGUACCCUUGAUUAAGAUGAGCAAAAAAGACCAUUUCUUUGAGGAUUUUGAUGUGUGCUUGGGGUCAUUGUCUUGCUGGAAGAUCCACUUGCAGCCAAGUUUCAGCCUCCUGGCAGAGGCAACCAGGUUUUUGGCUAAAAUGUCUUGGUACUGGGUAGAGUUCAUGAUGCCAUUGACCUUAACAAGGGCCUCAGGACCAGUGGAAGCAAAACAGCCCCAUAACAUCAAAGAUCCACCACCAUAUUUUACAGUAGGUAUGAGGUUCUUUUCUGCACACGCAUCCUUCUUUCGACGCCAAACCCACCGCUGGUGUGCGUGGCCAAAGAGCUCUAUUUUCGUCUCAUCUGACCAUAGCACCCGGUUCCAAUUGAAGUGUCAAUGCCGUUUAGCAAACUCCAGGCGCUUACGUUUGUUGGUUGCUGUCAAUAAAGGCUUUUUUCUGGCAACCCUUCCAAAUAGCCUAUUGGCAUAAUUGAAGAUUUGGAGACUUGUUGACCCCAAGAUGCAACCAAGUUAUGUAAUUCUCCAACUGUGGCCCUUGGAUUUCCCUUUGCCUCCAAAACCAUCUGCCUCACUGUGCUUGAGGGCAAGAUUCACUUGCGUCCUCUACCAGGCAAGUUUACCACUGUUCCAGUGGUUUUGAACAUCUUAAUUAUUGCCCUAAUAGUGGUAAGUGGUAUAUUUAGUUUUUUAGCUAUUAUUUUGUACCCAUUGCCUGAUUUAUGAAGGUCAACAACCAUUUGUCUCUUUUCAUUUGUGAGUUCUUUGCCUUUCCCCAUGGUGAUGGAUGACAAAUGGAUUUCAUAUGCAUGUUACCUCAUUUUUAUACCCCAGUGAAACAGGAAGCCAUGGAAGGCCACAAUACAGCUCCUUAAGACUGAGAUGAAGUUAAAGAAGUAGAAUUUUAAUGCAGAUUUAAUUUUGGUUGAUUGUAUUUAUAAGAAUCUUUAGGGGUGCCAAUAAUUCUGACACCUAUCUUUUUGAGAAAAUGUUUUAAAACUUUUUCUCUGAGCAAUUGUAUUAGAAUAAAAUAAUAUGGUUUUCCCAUAUAUUUGAGCAUAAAAUAUAGCUCAUUACCUGUGUUUAUUUUAUACAGCCUUUUUUGCUCAUCUUUAUCAAGGGUGCAAAUAAUUUUGGAGGUGACUGUAUAUAUAGUGAUAUAAUUUCCAUUUAUUUUGUUCAUUUCUGUCAAUGUAUGAACUUUGAGUAGCUGAUUAGGGAUUCUACAAACUUGGUCUCUCCCCAAGUUCAGAUUUGGUGCAGUGAGUUUUGUGGGAAGCCUUUAACCACUAUAACAGGGUAUGGGAUUCUUAAGUGCAUUGUCACAACUGUUGGGAUAGUUAUACUGCAUCUAACCUGUAGAUAGGUAGAUCAAAACUGCCGUCAUCAUUCUGCCAAUAGAAAUGAAAUAAGUGAGUUUAGCCAUUCAUCCUCAACACAGUGCAUUCAUGUUCCUAGAAAAGCAGUUUCUACAUCAUUCCAUUUUGAAUUUCAAAGUAAAACUCACACUAAAUACAUUGCAGUGGUUAAAUAUGAACUCAAUUAUACAGUAUUUCACAUGAACACACUAAAUACAUUACAAUUGUUAAACAUGAACUCAAUUAUACAGUAUUUCACAUGUUCCUUGGUGUUACUUUGUGUCAUUUACCCCAGUGUGAAAGCUGCAGUUCACCUAUGACAAUAGGGUGGCAGCUUUUAAAAGAAUGUUUCCUUUUUCAUGUUAUUCUUAUUUUGAUUUGUAAAUAAUGUGUAUUAUUUUUAUUUGAUCAAUUGCGUAUAUUUCUUUUGUAAUAUUCAGUACAAACCUCUAACAGUGUGUGUAUAAUGUUACUAAGCUUUGUUCAGUUAGUACAGAUAUCAUGUAAAGAUGAAGUAACAAGGUUCCAGAGAUUUUUCUUCCAGUUGUUUGUUUGUAACUGAUGAAUUGCUUAUAAUAAAUUAAGAAAGUGUUCAA
Messenger RNA from Acipenser ruthenus (sterlet), 9215 nucleotides. Its product is annotated as thrombospondin type-1 domain-containing protein 7A-like. The record is from RefSeq and is a predicted model, not a curated record. The coding region runs from base 574 to 5562 and encodes 1662 amino acids. Lineage: Eukaryota; Metazoa; Chordata; Actinopteri; Acipenseriformes; Acipenseridae. The transcript has 30 exons.